CGGUACCUGCCUGCAAAGAGUAUCUUAUUCUGGUUACCCGCGUUUGAAGUAGAAAGGCGAGAACCUCUCACUGUUCACCAUGAAAUUGUUUAUCCUUGCCACACUUUCAGCAACAUUCACGCUUUUCCCUGUGGGAACUCCAAAUCCUAUUGAUGCAAGGCCACAGUCAAUCGAUGCCAAAAAAGUGAAAAGCACAUCUGGGAGUAAUAAAGAAGGCCUUUUAGAUUACGGAACCAAUCUGGCCGGAUCAAACCAGCAAGUAAAACUUAAAGGGAUUGAAGAAAGGAAGAAGAAAAUUCAAAGUGUAGUUGAAAAUGUCAAAAGGGGUAAAGCAAAGGCCACCAAACGUUGCCAUCCUCAAGUUUGUCCCCCCGGUUGGAUUUCUCCUUGGGAUUAUGUUGGCAGUCAGAACAAUAUUCAUGUCGGUUGUGGAGGCGGAUGUAACGGCGGAUAUGACUGCGGAUAUGGAUGCGAGGGAGGUGACGUAGAGUAUGGUGGCUGUGGAGGUUGUGGUUGUGGUUGUGGAUGCACAGGUGGAUGUGGAUGCGGAUAUGGCCGUUGUUUUCCCCAUGUUUUUAGAGAUGGAAAUGUUCAACACGUUUGGCUCGGUGAGUGAGUGAAAGGCUUACGCUUUUAAACACCUUCAUAGGUUAAGUUUGCUUGGUCCUAAGAGAUGCCAAACAACUUGACAUGAAUUCCUUCCUCCAUAAGCCAACAUCUAUAAAGUGCAUGAAAUCUGCUUUCUUCUUCUUCUUCUUCUUCUCUCUCUCUCUCUCUCUCUCUCUGCAGCCCUUAAUAAGAAAGCUUGAAAGUUGAUAAUGUACUCUCUACAUUUGUAAUAUGCUUAAUAUGAAGCCCUUGAGUUUCGAAAGUGAAGGAUCUCUAAAAGUUUUCCAUUUUCCAAAUGGUCAUUAUCGUAAGCUUGGCUUGUACCAAAAUUGCACUUCUUGCACUCCUUAAACCUUGCGUCUCUUUAAACUUACUAGUGCUUCUAAUGAGAACAAGAAGAAAGGUGCAGCCUUCAAGUUAAGGAGAAAAAAGGGCCAUGCUAAUAUGACUCAUGAAUGGUUUGUUUUGCUUUCCGUGCAAGAAUGCUGAAUUGAUUCCGCUGGCCGAGGGUUCGUGGAACUAAAACGAGAGUAAACUUGCUCUGUGAAUGGGGGCUUUAGGCCUUUAGGCAAAGUUUAGUUUUGUAAGUGUUUUGGUCGAUUUUUGUGCUUAGUUUCUCCACGAAAACCUUCUAAAGAGUCAAUAUUUAGGUCUUUUAUUUUUUUUUUAAUUUAUCGUUUUCUCUCUGUUUACAGGAGGCCAGAAAAGGAGGGAAGGCAUACCUUCCCCGCUACUGGUUGGAAGAAAUAGAAAAGUGUUUUCCGUUUCUUUGCUUAGGAAGCUACCGACUAAAUGAGUGGUUAUCGUCCGUCCAUGCUUAGGAGAUCAGCAGUCCUAAGACCACUACUUGUAAAGAAGCC
Porites evermanni is the source of this 1469-nucleotide messenger RNA. The record is from the annotation of a GenBank genome assembly. NCBI's taxonomy places the organism in Eukaryota, Metazoa, Cnidaria, Anthozoa, Scleractinia, Poritidae.